Messenger RNA from Lynx canadensis (Canada lynx), 1134 nucleotides. RefSeq names its product basic proline-rich protein-like. The record is from RefSeq and is a predicted model, not a curated record. NCBI's taxonomy places the organism in Eukaryota, Metazoa, Chordata, Mammalia, Carnivora, Felidae. Bases 1 to 1134 code for a protein of 377 amino acids. The transcript has a single exon.
AUGAGGGUAGGGCAGAGCUACGUGACUGGAGGUCCCUCCAGCGCCACUGCCCAUCCCGCGGUGGCGGUGCGCCCCACCCCAUUCCACUGUCCAAAUGGGGACCCAGAGCGCGAAGGGGACGGGAGUGGGAUCCCGACGCUCUCUUUACCGCCGAAAUUCUCCCCACCCCAGACCCAGACCCAGACCCGACCCAAUCCAGGGCGCGGAGAGCAAAGCGACCUAAUGUCCAGGAACCGGGUGAGGAGUGCAGUGCCUGUCCCCCCUAGGCCAACCCGGCGGGAAUUCGAGUUCCCGGGAAUCAAAGUUGCCGCGCGUCCGGCCGCGGGCUGGGAACGGGCGCAGCACCCCGGCCAGGGGCGGGGGACGGAAGGAGGCCCCGGGCGCUCGCCGCCGGCGAGGGCCGCGCCCGGAACAAGUGGUUCGGCGGCGGCGGUCGCGACCCCACGGCUGCAACUUUCCCGCCGCGUGGCGGGCGAACGGCGCGGAGAAAGCGAGGGAAGCGGGGAGGGAAGGGGCGGUGCGCGGCUCUCGGUACCGUGUGCGGAGAAGCGCCGCGUCGCGCCUCGGGCUCUGCUCUCCGCCGGGUCGGCCCCCACGGGCCGCCUGCUCCGCUGCUGGCCACCGCCGCGUCUCGCCGCCGGCACGAAGGCUCACCCUCGGCACGCCGGCCGCUCCAGCGUCCCCUUGGGCCCGCCGCUGGCCGCCUGCAACUUCAGGCGCGCCGCGGGCUCGGAAGAGGCGCACCCCAAACGUCCCGAGGCUUUGCACCCCCGCGCUCCAUGCCCGGGGCCGGGCCGCCCCGCCCCGCCCGGCUCAGCGCCCGGCCGCCGUCGGACGCGUCUUGUCGCCGAGCAUCGCGCCGCGCAGCCCGCGCCCCUCUCUCCCGAGCCGCCGCCGCCGCUCAAGUCCGCGAUCAACUUUCCCUCGCUUCCUCCGCCCUGCUCGGCCCCCGCCACCCAGACCCCGCCUCCUGACGCUCCCUCCCGCGCUCCCUCCUCCCCGGCCCCCGCCGGCCGGGCCGCGCCUCGCCGCCCACCCCCUCCACGCUGCGCGCCGGGAUCGCGGUGGCCCCUGCCGGGUCCCGCUGCGACCCCCGGGAGCCGCGCGGAGCCCGGCCAGGCGCUCAGGGCAUGA